Tripterygium wilfordii is the source of this 972-nucleotide messenger RNA. Its product is annotated as ethylene-responsive transcription factor ERF086-like. The record is from RefSeq and is a predicted model, not a curated record. NCBI's taxonomy places the organism in Eukaryota, Viridiplantae, Streptophyta, Magnoliopsida, Celastrales, Celastraceae. Gene Ontology annotation, molecular function: DNA-binding transcription factor activity; DNA binding. Gene Ontology annotation, biological process: regulation of DNA-templated transcription.
AUGUUUACACCCAAAACUACCUUGGAAAAACCCUUCAAUGGAAGUAGUGAACCAGCUGCUGCUGCUGUUGCUGCUUCUGCUUCAUCAUCAAGUCAUGAGGUUCAAGCUCUUCUUCAGCGUAAUACAUCGCAAUCUGGUGAGCGAAGAGGGCGAAAAAAGGCCGCCGAACCGGGGAGAUUUCUAGGCGUAAGGCGGCGGCCUUGGGGGAGGUAUGCUGCUGAAAUCAGAGACCCAACAACUAAGGAAAGGCAUUGGCUUGGUACAUUUGAUACUGCUCAUGAAGCAGCACUUGCUUAUGAUAGAGCUGCUCUUUCAAUGAAAGGCACACAAGCAAGAACCAACUUCAUAUACACUACUACUCAUGAUCACAACAACACUAGCUAUGAUUUUCACUCUCUCUUGUCUCCUUUUGAUCUCCAAGCUCUUCUGCCACCAUCACAACCAUUCAAUACUACUACUUGUGAUCCUGCUAAGCAAAUCUCCCCCAUUCAAGAAACUACUCCAAUCCAAUCAAACAAUUCAAACUCUAGUACUACAUGGGUUGAAACUUCUUCACAUGAUCUUAUUCAUCAUGAAGAGAGUUUUUUCUUCUCCAAUGGUGAAGAUGAUCAUAAUUCUAACUCAGGCUACUUGGGUUGCAUUGUGCCUGAUAAUUGCUUGAGACCUCCUUCUAGCGGUCCUAGCAAGCCUAGAAGUGGUUCAUAUGAUCAUAGCAUCUCUGCUGAGACUAGUUUUGUCUACUCCUUCACCAGAUAUUGUUACAAAUUCAACAAUAAUGGCUAUUGUGGAGAUGAGCAGUACUACAACUCUUGUGAUUUAUAUUCUGCCAUAUCCAACAACCAAGUGAUGGUAGAAGAUGGUGGUAGCAUGGAUGUUAUGUAUCCGACGACGGUCGUCGACAAUGCUGGUUUUGGGUCAUCUCUUCCUGGUUUUGGUGAUCAAGGAAUUGAUUUUGGCUACUCACUCUUUUGA